Lactuca saligna is the source of this 564-nucleotide messenger RNA. The record is from the annotation of a GenBank genome assembly. NCBI's taxonomy places the organism in Eukaryota, Viridiplantae, Streptophyta, Magnoliopsida, Asterales, Asteraceae.
AUGACUUCCCAAACGAGAACACCAGACGUCGACUUCAAAAGAAGAAGGAAAGCAAGGUGGUGGUCGUAUAUAAUUGGUGGUGUCAUAUUCCAGAUAUUCAUAAUACUUGUAUUCCUUUACAUAAUCCUCCGUGUUCGAAGCAUAAAGCUACGUCUUCAUUCCGCAGAACUUCAAAACCUCAAAACAAGCAAUCAAUCAUCCUUUACCAUGUUCCUUCACACACAAGUAACUAUCAUGAACUCCAACUUUGGUCAUUAUAAGUUCGAUAACAGUACAAUUGUUUUAGCCUAUAGAGGAACUCAUGUGGGUGAAGUUGGGUUUGGGAAUGGCUACGUAAAAGCUCGAUCGGUAAAGAAGAUUGAUAUGGUUGUGGCGGUGGCCGUGGGUUUAAAAACUUGGUCGGAUCAUGGUGGUCCGGGGAGGAUUACAUUGGCGGCAAAAGCACAUGUGACCGGAAAAGUACAUAUACUGAAAGUCAUCAGAAGGAGGAAAUUGGCGGAGAUGAAUUGCACCAUGGAUGUUGAUAUAAAAACUCAGGCCAUUGAUAACUUGCAUUGCUGGUAA